CUCUCUUAUUCUCAAAUCCCCACCUCUCUCCUUCUCUCUCUAAAACUCUUGUGUUUCCCUCUCUAAGCACGGCGUUGACAAAGCCCUCGUUUUAGGGUUUCUUCCACUCUAGGCUACUUCAUACUCUCUGUGGUUCUCAGGUUUGGAAUGGAUUCAUUUGAACAAGAGGGUAAUGGGGCAGCAGAAGCUCUGCCACCUCCCCCACCUAUUCCUCCGGAUGUUGCUCCUAUGAAAGCUGAACCAGAGCCAGCUAAGAAAAAGGUUGUGCGCGUACCAAUGGCUAGACGCGGCCUGGGUUCCAAGGGGCAAAAGACCCCUAUCAUAACUAAUCACUUCAAAGUGAAUGUGACUAAUGUUGAUGGUCAUUUCUUCCACUACAGUGUUGCCCUUUUUUAUGAAGAUGGUCGCCCAGUAGAUGGGAAAGGGAUUGGAAGAAAAGUGCUCGACAGAGUUCAUGAGACAUAUGACACCGAGUUAGCUGGGAAAAAAUUUGCUUAUGAUGGGGAGAAGAGCUUGUUUACUGUUGGUCCACUUCCCAGGAACAAACUUGAGUUCACUGUUGUGCUUGAGGAUGUUACAUCAAAUAGGAAUAACGGAAAUUCCAGCCCUGAUGGACAUGGAAGUCCAAAUGAGAGUGACCGAAAAAGGAGACGGCGACCAUACCAAUCGAAAACUUUUAAAGUGGAGAUUAGCUUUGCUGCAAAAAUUCCUAUGCAGGCCAUUGCAAAUGCAUUACGUGGUCAGGAGUCAGAGAAUUCUCAAGAAGCCCUUAGAGUUCUGGAUAUCAUUUUGAGGCAGCAUGCAGCAAGACAGGGUUGCCUACUUGUUCGUCAGUCUUUCUUUCAUAAUGACCCAAGGAAUUUUGCUGAUGUGGGUGGUGGUGUUCUUGGCUGUCGAGGAUUCCAUUCAAGUUUCAGAACUGCUCAGGGUGGCUUAUCUUUGAACAUAGAUGUAUCUACCACGAUGAUAAUCCAGCCUGGGCCAGUGGUGGAUUUUCUAAUUGCCAACCAAAAUGUGAAGGAUCCCUUUUCAGUUGAUUGGGCAAAAGCAAAACGGACUCUAAAGAAUCUGAGGGUGAAAACAAGUCCCUCCAAUACUGAGUACAAAAUAACUGGAUUGAGUGAGAGGCCUUGCAGGGAACAGAUGUUUUCAUUGAAGCAAAAAGGUGGCAAGGAUGACAAUGGGGACGCGCAGGCAAUGGAAGUGACUGUUUAUGAUUAUUUUGUCAAUUACCGCCACAUAGAAUUACGCUACUCAGCUGAUCUACCAUGCAUUAAUGUUGGCAAGCCAAAGCGGCCAACUUACAUCCCUCUAGAGCUUUGUUCCUUGGUGUCCUUGCAACGUUAUACAAAAGCGCUAUCAACUUUUCAAAGAGCUUCUCUGGUGGAGAAAUCAAGGCAAAAACCACAAGAACGGAUGAGAGUUUUGACUGAUGCUUUGAAAAUCAACAACUAUGAGGCUGAGCCUAUGCUGCGUUCUUGCGGUAUUUCAAUCAAUAAUAGCUUCACUCAGGUUGAAGGCCGUGUGUUGUCUGCCCCAAGGUUGAAAGUAGGAAAUGGAGAAGAUUUCUUUCCUCGGAAUGGAAGGUGGAAUUUUAACAAUAAGAAACUAGUGGAGCCAACAAAGAUAGAACGUUGGGCUGUUGUUAACUUCUCAGCUCGCUGCGACCUCCGUGGCCUCGUUAGAGAUUUGAUCAAAUGUGGAGAUAUGAAAGGAAUUCAAAUAGAACCUCCUUUUGAUGUGUUCGAGGAGAAUCCACAGAAUAGACGGUCCCCACCUCUUCUUAGAGUAGAAAAGAUGUGCGAAGAGAUUCAGUCAAAACUUCCAGGGGCACCCCAGUUCCUUCUCUGUUUGCUUCCUGAGAGGAAGAACUCUGAUCUCUAUGGUCCAUGGAAAAGAAAGAAUCUUGCUGAAUUUGGAGUAGUUACACAAUGCAUUGCUCCGACAAGAGUAAAUGACCAGUAUCUGACAAAUGUUCUCCUUAAGAUCAAUGCAAAGCUUGGUGGUUUAAAUUCCAUGUUAGCUGUCGAACAAUCUCCUUCUAUUCCUCUGGUAUCAAAAGCUCCCACCAUAAUUCUUGGGAUGGAUGUAUCACAUGGCUCUCCUGGCCAAUCAGAUAUACCAUCAAUUGCUGCGGUUGUCAGUUCAAGGCAGUGGCCAUUGAUUUCUCGUUAUAGGGCAUCAGUGCGUACUCAGUCCCCAAAGUUGGAAAUGAUUGAUUCACUAUAUAAACGUGUAUCAGACGUUAAAGAUGAUGGCAUAAUUAGGGAGCUUUUGCUGGAUUUCUAUGUGACUUCCGGAAAAAGGAAGCCUGAUCAAAUUAUCAUCUUCAGGGAUGGUGUCAGCGAAUCCCAGUUCAAUCAGGUUCUGAACAUUGAAUUGGAUCAAAUUAUUGAGGCUUGCAAGUUCCUUGACGAGAAAUGGUCACCCAAGUUUGUGGUAAUUGUGGCGCAGAAAAACCACCACACAAAAUUUUUCCUGCCUGGAUCUCCUGAUAAUGUCCAGCCAGGGACUGUGAUAGACAAUAAAGUUUGUCAUCCGCGGAACAAUGAUUUUUAUUUAUGCGCUCAUGCAGGAAUGAUUGGAACCACAAGACCCACACAUUACCAUGUUCUGUUAGACGAGGUUGGUUUCUCCGCAGAUGAUCUCCAGGAACUUGUGCAUUCGCUGUCCUAUGUGUACCAGAGAAGUACUACGGCCAUUUCUGUAGUUGCUCCCAUAUGCUAUGCACAUUUGGCAGCCACACAAAUUGGACAGUUUAUGAAAUUUGAAGACAUGUCUGAUACGUCCUCAAGCCAUGGUGGGAUGACAUCUGCUGGUGCCGUUCCUGUCCCCCAGUUGCCCAAAUUGCAGGAUAAUGUCUGCAAUUCCAUGUUCUUUUGUUAACUCUCUUAAGACCAUGCACUUCUGAAGUUAAGGACACCUUAGGCACUCGUAGUAUAUAUUAUCUGGCUUUUUAGUGGACCUUCCACUGUGGAUGGUGCCAAAGCUGCAGUAACUUGGAUAUGUUAGCUUUUGGUUGUGUUUUUAUGGUUUACGUGUUGGCUAUUUGCCUUUUUUCCAGCCUUUGUUCCAUUGGCUGCUGAUUUGCAAAUGGCUAAAAAGGUACUACUAGACUGUGGAAGGUCUCUUGUGCUUAAACGAUGUUGUGUGGGAGAUUUGGCUUAAUCUUGAUCAUCUCUUGCCCUGUUUUGGUUAAUAUUGGAUAAGAUUUGCAUUGGUUUGCACUACUUAUAUUUUUGUGCUUAGUAAAUUAUGUGAAAUUGUGAAGAUGUUACAUCUGUUCUGAGAGGCUAUGUUAAGCUCGCAUUGCCUCCUUCAAUGUUGUUG
Molecule: messenger RNA, 3330 nt
Organism: Ilex paraguariensis (yerba mate)
Lineage: Eukaryota; Viridiplantae; Streptophyta; Magnoliopsida; Aquifoliales; Aquifoliaceae
Source: the annotation of a GenBank genome assembly